This is a messenger RNA of Phyllotreta striolata, 2655 nucleotides long. NCBI's taxonomy places the organism in Eukaryota, Metazoa, Arthropoda, Insecta, Coleoptera, Chrysomelidae. The record is from the annotation of a GenBank genome assembly.
AUGGCGUCCCUACUGACAGUGCGUAUCGAUAAGGGCAAUUCGCCCAAUUUGGGCUUCAGGCUGCAGGGAGGCAAGGACUUCGGCACCCCGUUGGUGAUUCAAAAAGUAAAUGGAGGCUCUCCAGCCGAAAGAGCGGGCCUCAUCGCAGGCGAUUCGGUUGUAAAAAUCAACAACGUAGACGUGUACAAUCUCAGGCACAAAGAUGCACAGGAUGUUGUGGUUAGAGCUGGACCGUCCUUUGAAUUGACUAUACAGAGAGGUGGUUCUACUUGGAAGCCAUCAGUUACACCCACGGGCCCGAUAUAUUCGCCUGGUAGUAACAUUAACAAUGUCAAUCCAGUAACAAGGACUUCUUUGGCUGCGAAGCAUACUGAUAAUUUCGGAAGCGUCGGAACAGGACACAAUCUCUCCGCUAAACCGUUUGCUCCUCAAGUAAACGGUGCAGUAAACGGUGGACCAAAAGUCGUCAACAAGCAGUACAACAGCCCGUUGAAACUGUACUCCGAGGAAAGUAUAGCUGAAACGCUCUCGGCUCAAACGGAGGUUCUUUCUACGGGAGCUUUAGGAGUGAAUUUCAAGAAAAACGAAAGGAACUACGACGCUUCUAACAGCGAAGUACUACGGGCACUUAAGGAAGCUGAAAACGAACCAAAUUAUCAGGACCAAGUUAUUCGGUCAGAUUUUUAUUCGACUCAAAGCCACGCGAUCGGUGGUCGGAAAUCCACCACCCCCAAACCGAACCCGAUCGAACAAACACGAACGAUCGCUGUCGAUACAUCCGAGCAAGGAGUAACCCCUAAGCCCCCGCCGGAGGGUGCGACAAUUUGCUCCGAUUGCGAACGCGUCAUAGUAGGUGUUUUCGUAAGGAUAAAGGAGAAAAAUCUGCACGUGGAAUGCUUCAAAUGCUCAACUUGUGGUAGUUCAUUGAAAAACGUUGGGUACUACAACAUCAACAACAAGCUCUACUGCGACGUUCACGCGAAAAGUGCUGCCCUCAAGAACCAGCCUAACUCUAAUUUGGUACCAAUAACAGUUCCUCCAGGUGGCAAGGCUCCAGCUCACGCGAUUUCCUCAGCCUUAUCCAGUCAUUCUUAUCCGACUCCGUCACCGCUAUCGCCGAAAAUUAACUCAGCUGGUCCAACAUAUCCGGCUGAGGAAACUAAAGAGAAUGUUGAUGUGCUGUCUUCAUUGCCAAUUUUAGCAAAAUCUAACACUAGCAAUAAUAAUUUAUAUAGUAGUUCUGCGCCUCUAUCGUUCAACAAUUACAUCAACAAGGCAUCGAAUUUUUCGGCACCGAAACCCUUUUCACACAUCGGGGCGCCGCUUUCCCCGCAGAACACUUUGCCUAGGACGGGCCCUCUGUCGCCGGUGGCUCCGGCACCAGCGCCUUCUUUCAAUCAUUCGUACACCCCUUCGGCGUACAGCCCAUCAUCAGAGCAUGAAAACGAGUUGUGUCACGCUAAGGAAAGCGAAAACCUUGUUGAAUUGGACGAAAUUAGCUUGCAGAUUCCGAAUCAGCCACCGCCACCGCCUCCGGUGCCCGUGUAUAGUCAAAUAAACGUGUCGAUUCCAUGUCAAAGAACCUCGCCCCAGUUAGAUUCGAUAGGCUCCAGUCCUCGAUCGGAUUACUCAUCUUACUCCUCGUCCAGCGGCAAAACGACCCAAUUGUCCGAAACUAUCAAGGAAACCAGAGAAAAGAUACUAAAUGAAAUAAAGAAUCUAACCCCCAAGCUGAAGAGCGUCCACUUAUCAGACACGCAGAGCCCCAAAUUGAGUCACGUCAUCAGUAACACGGAGAAAAACUUCAACAAAAUCAGAAACGAUCCUUCCGAAAACAUUAUACCCAUUUAUUACGCGGACUCUCCCCAGAAACUCGAUUUACCCGAUCAUUUAACCUACGCUAGCGACGAUGGCUUCAAACCCGAUCAUAAUAGAUUCAAUAUUUCCACCAAAAUUCUGUCCGAUCGUAUUCAUUCGGAUUACCGCGAUUCCUCGGACAAACCGGAGGAUCGAUCGAUGCAUAAGGUGGCUGACGGAAACGGAAUCACUAGAAUAACCAUUCGCAAUUGCGUUACAACAGACGCAGCUGAUUACAAGCCCAGUACCACCGGUACUGCCCCGGUUUGUUGGAAAUGUAACACUGAAAUAGUUAGGGGACCUUUCAUAACGGCUCUGGGGAAAAUCUGGUGUCCCAGCCACUUUAUCUGCGCCACUCAGUCGUGCAGGAGGCCCCUUCAAGACGUCGGGUUCGUCGAGGAGCACGGUCAGCUGUACUGCGAGUACUGCUUCGAGCAGUACCUUGCGCCGGCUUGUUCCAAGUGCGGAGGAAAAAUCAAAGGGGAUUGCCUGAAGGCCAUUGGUAAAAACUUCCACCCGGAAUGCUUCAGUUGCUCGUAUUGUGGAAAACUCUUUGGGAAUUCUUCGUUCUUUUUGGAAGAUGGCAGUCCGUACUGCGAAGCUGAUUGGAACGAGCUGUUUACAACGAAAUGCUUCGCUUGUGCAUUCCCUAUUGAGGCUGGAGACCGUUGGGUAGAAGCUCUUAACAACAAUUAUCACAGUCAGUGCUUCAAUUGCACUAUGUGCAAGAAAAAUUUGGAAGGGCAGAGCUUCUUCGCCAAGGGAGGACGUCCGUUCUGCAAGAAUCAUGCUCGCUAA